UCGGCCAACCAAUGCGCCCAACUUGCCCCGAUGCGGGGCCACGUGUGACGUAACGCACGAGCGAAUGAACUGUUCCUAUGCAGUGACAGGGAAUCUUCAGGAUCCGGUUGUUCCGCCUUGCUCACUGGCCAGUGCCGUCGGCGAAGACAAGAUAGUUCAGCGGUAGGGGUGAUCAGCACUAGAGGUCUCUGACCAGGCAUUGGACGGCGAAAACAGGAUUUUUCGAGCGCGGACGCAAUCCUCUAUGUGCCUUAUCGAUACGUCACCCUCCUCUCCGCCACCACCCGGCUCGUGUGGCGUUGUUGACGGUGCCCUUGAAAAGGACCCCGACAAGGGUCAGCCGUGGUCAGUCUCGUUCCGUUUUGAGACCUGUCCGGUUCCCUUACCGUCGUCAUGGGAUCCAAAGGAGUGGUGCUCGUUUUGGCGCUCGUACUAUUUAUGGUGUGCUUGGCGUACUGCCAACGACAUGGCGGCGGAGGCCGUUACCCGCCGCACGGAGGCGGGGGUCGCUACCCCCCGCAUGGUGGUGGUGGCUACCCAGGCGGAGGCGGUGGCUAUCCAGGCGGAGGCGGUGGCUAUCCAGGCGGCGGAGGCGGCUACCCUGGAGGUGGAGGUGGAGGAGGGUACUGCAACGGUCGCCGAUGUGGACCAGGGUACCACUGCCGUGGCGGCCGCAGAUGCGUUCCGUAUGGCGGAUAAAUUUUCCGCGGGCAAGCAUCAAGGAACUUACAGUGCGCAGCGACACCAUGCGGAAGCAAUAAAGUUCGUCCUGAAAAUUGG
Messenger RNA from Rhipicephalus sanguineus (brown dog tick), 780 nucleotides. RefSeq names its product major prion protein-like. The record is from RefSeq and is a predicted model, not a curated record. The coding region runs from base 394 to 699 and encodes 101 amino acids. Lineage: Eukaryota; Metazoa; Arthropoda; Arachnida; Ixodida; Ixodidae. The transcript has 4 exons.